Molecule: messenger RNA, 1567 nt
Organism: Zeugodacus cucurbitae (melon fly)
Lineage: Eukaryota; Metazoa; Arthropoda; Insecta; Diptera; Tephritidae
Product: chymotrypsin-like protease CTRL-1
Exons: 6
Coding region: 288-1475 (395 amino acids)
Biological process (GO): proteolysis
Molecular function (GO): serine-type endopeptidase activity
Source: RefSeq, a predicted model, not a curated record
CUGUUGACCAGUAGCUGGAGCGUUGUCAACGCAUUUGGACGCAUUUAAAUUUAAUUGCCUUUCGUUUUUACACUCAACUCGAACUGAAAUAUUUUGUGAAAAAUAGAUUUAUAAAUUAAAAAAAAAAAUUAAGAGGCGAUAUUAAAUAAAAUUUUGACCAAAAACAAAAAAAUAAAAGAUUAAUAAUAAAAAUAAAGAAAUUAUAAAUAUAAAAAAUAAUAAAAUAUAAAACCCAAAAAUUUAAAAUAUAUUUUUUUUCGAACAAAAGAAGUUUAUUCGCCUGCAACAUGUUGUGGCAGGAUGUUUUCGAUCAACAUAAUAAUCGUGGCGGUAAUAAAUUUUUCCCCUCGCCUUGGCAAAUUUUCACCUUAAUCAUAAUAGGCUGGUUCGCCGCUACCGGAAAUUGUGAAAUCGGUACCUUUGAAAAACUCGUAAUGCCCGACACAUACGUGAAUCGUAACGCCUCAGCAGCACCACAAGGACGCUCCUUCGCGCCACGUUCCUACUACGACGCUGGCACCGAAUGCACCGUCGGCACAGAGUGUACGCCACUACACGACUGCACGGCGAUGAUUUACGAAGUGGCGAAACGCUGUUAUUAUGGCGAUAAAUCGCUAUUUUGCGGUGGCGGCGAGGAGAUGCCUUACGUCUGUUGUCCGAGUAGUCCGCUUGAAAAGAAUCAGGUGUGCGGCAAAUCAUUAGUGCAAGGACACUUUUAUCGCGGACUCGGCACACAUCCUUUCGUGGCGCGUGUGGGUUUUAAGCAUAUCAAUACGGGCGCUUUUGCGUAUCCUUGCGCGGGCUCGGUCAUUGCUAGGCGCGUCAUUUUGACAGCAGCACAUUGUGCUUUAGCGAAGGCGGAAGGACAUCGGCUCUCCUCGGUGCGUGUGGGCGAAUACGACACUAGCAGCGAUCCGGAUUGUGCGACCACUGGUUUUUGUGCACCGCGCUCGGUCAAUCAUGCGAUUAGCCAUGUGAUCGUGCAUCCAGACUAUAAACAAGGCCAGUAUCAUCAUGAUAUCGCUUUGUUGGUGCUGAAAACGCCACUCAACUAUUCAGUCGCAACUCAACCGAUUUGUCUGCAAAAAUCACGCGCUAAUUUGAUUGUGGGUAAGCGUGCCACAAUCGCCGGUUGGGGCAAAAUGUCCACCUCGAGUACGCGUCAACCGGAAAUGGCACAUUUGGACGUGCCGCUGACUAGUUGGGACCUCUGUUUGCGUAAUUACGGCUCAACCGGCGCGCUGGAAUCACCCAAUUCAAUAGAGGGCCAGUGGAUGUGUGCGGGUGGUGAGGGUAAGGAUGUGUGUCAGGGCUUUGGCGGAGCGCCGCUAUUUAUACAGGAGAACGGCAUAUACUCGCAGAUCGGCAUAAUGUCAUUCGGUUCGGAUAAUUGUGGUGGCCUGCGCAUACCGAGUGUUUACACAUCGGUUGCUCAUUUUGCCGAAUGGAUACACGACAAUACGCCGCCGGAAUAAAAGUUGACUAAUGCGUUGUAUAUUAAAAAAAAAAUAUAUUAAAAAAUGUUCGUAUUGCUUAAGUGACGAUCCUUUAUGUGAUUUUGUGUUUA